Messenger RNA from Syngnathus acus (greater pipefish), 2519 nucleotides. It is a transcript of the gene crtac1a, whose product is annotated as cartilage acidic protein 1a. The coding region runs from base 129 to 1772 and encodes 547 amino acids. NCBI's taxonomy places the organism in Eukaryota, Metazoa, Chordata, Actinopteri, Syngnathiformes, Syngnathidae. The record is from RefSeq and is a predicted model, not a curated record. Gene Ontology annotation, biological process: axonal fasciculation. The transcript is spliced from 14 exons.
UUAUACGUAGCAAUGUUUCGUAAAGCUUGUGCAAUGCAGUUACGUAGCUCACAGCAUCUUCGCUCCUGCAGAAGCUGAGCUGUCUCUGUUUCAUUUCUACUUACGGAUAAAACAGUCAGAAUCCAGAAAUGCGGGCUGCAGGAUUGUUGGUCCUCCUGUUUGGACUCUGGGAGCAGUCCCACUCUCAAAACAGCGAACCAAUGUUUCAGGAAGUUACACAGACCAUCCUUCCUACCGACAGGCUGCAUAAUCCAACACAGCUCAAUUAUGGGAUGGCAGUAACUGACGUGGACGGUGAUGGCGAUCUCGAAGUUGUGGUGGCCGGAUACAACGGGCCUAACCUGGUGUUGAAAUAUGACCGCACUCAGAAUAAGAUGGUAAACAUUGCUAUUGAUGACAGUACCUCACCUUACUACGCUCUGAGGGAUGUAGGUGGGAAUGCUAUUGGGGUCACAGCCUGUGAUGUGGACGGAGAUGGACGGGAGGAAAUCUAUUUCCUCAACACAAAUAAUGCCUACUCUGGACGAGCCACUUACUUCGACAAGCUCUUCAAGUUUCGUAAUGGUCGCUUUGAAGAUCUGCUCAGUGAUGAGCUCAAUGUGCGUCGUGGUGUUGCUAGCCGCAUGGCAGGACGUUCUGUGGCAUGCGUUGACAGAAAGGGAACAGGCCGCUACUCAAUCUAUGUGGCAAACUAUGCCAGCGGCAACGUCGGACCCCACGCUCUGUUAGAGAUGGACGUGGCUGCCAGUGAUGUGGCGAAUGGCGUUAUUGCCUUGUCUGACGUCGCCGUCACAGCCGGAGUCAACAAGCUCACUGGUGGACGUGGAGUUGUGGUUGGACCCAUCCUCAGUGAUACAAAAUCUGAUGUUUUCUGUGACAAUGAAGGAGGGCCCAACUUCCUAUUCAAAAACAAUGGGGAUGGGACUUUUGUUGACGUCGCCAGCCAGGCAGGUGUGGCAGACCAAAGACAACAUGGUCGAGGAGUAGCACUGGCUGAUUUUAAUGGCGAUGGAAAGACCGACAUUGUCUAUGGCAACUGGAACGGCCCUCACAGGCUUUACCUGCAGGGAAGCAACUCUAAUUUCAGGAAUAUCGCCACGACAGAAUUUGAAUCUCCCUCUCCGAUUCGCACAGUUAUAGCUGCUGACUUUGACAACGACAGGAAUCUUGAAGUGUUUUUCAACAAUAUUGCCUACAGAGGCAAUGCCCCCAACAGGAUCUUUAGGGUGUCAAGAAGAGCUAUCGCUGACCCUUUAAUCCAAGAGCUCAAUGUGGGAGAUGCUGCAGAGCCUCAAGGCAGAGGAACAGGCGGCACUGUGACCGAUGUGGAUGGAGACGGGCAGCUGGACCUUCUGCUGGCACACGGUGAAAGCGCAGCCCAACCAAUUUCUGUCUUCAAAGUCACACAGGGCUCAACCAAUAAAUGGCUUCGAGUUAUCCCUCGCACCCAGUUUGGCUCAUAUGCGCGAGGUGCUAAGGUGACCGUCUUCACCAAAAAGAGUGGAGCCCAUAUGCGCAUCAUUGACGGAGGUUCCGGGUACCUGUGCGAGAUGGAACCCGUUGCUCACUUUGGUUUAGGAAACGAUGAUGUGUCUGUGCUGGAGGUCUCUUGGCCUGACGGUAGCGUCAUCACACGUGUCCUUCAAGCUGGUGAAAUGAAGUCAGUGGUGGAAGUAGCAUAUCCCGCUAACACAGAAAUGUCCACGCUUGGCAAUGACACAGAGUGUGGUGAAGGUUUUACUGUGAAGAAUGGCCGCUGUGCAGGCAUCUGAGGAUAUUUUCCAACUAACCCUAUUUGCCUUGCCAACCCAAGUUUUUUCUUCUUUACCAUGAGUUUGUUUUUUUCGAUUUGUAUUGCACUUGUAAAUAUGUCAAAAUUUACAAAACAUGAUUAAUAACAUCUUGCUUCCUUUGUCAUUUCAAACAUCUGGGAAAAAAAUGCUUACAAUCAACCUGUUGGGUCAUUUGCUGCUCGAAUGAAUACUCAUUACAGUUCGUCAACAUACAUAUGUCAGGCUUACCACUUGAUGUUUUCCUCCUCUCCUGUUUUUCCUACCUUCCAUCUCAGCACCAGCCUCACCUUUCAGCAUUUCUAGCCCCAGGUUGAAGGCCUCAAAUUUUCAAAUGCUUUUAUUACUGUUCUACUUGCAGACCUGAGAGACCUGUCGUCUUUAAGGCGGCAACAGUAAGAUAUGUUCGCAGGUCUGCAUGUUUGAUUGAGAAAUUCUCAACACUUUUUAGCAUGUUCUCUAGAACUCAAUCAAAGUGUGUCAAAGUUUUACUGUCGUGAACAAGCUACAUGAAGAGACUCAUGUACACAAAUGCCAAAAUUAUUUUGGUUUGGUAUUGAGUUACCUGUUAAUUCUAUUCUCCAUCCACUAUAUUCACUACUGUGAUGGCAUACACUUAAAAAAAUAUGUCCAUGACGAUAGAACAAGUCUUUAUGUUCAUUUGUACUUGCAGUUUAUAAAAAGUGUCCCAUUUGUUAAAAGAAUAAAAAUAAAAGUCAGUUGAAUGCA